GAAACAUUCUUUUCCACCGAUCAAUUUUCCGUUAUAUUACCAUGCCUAACCGCAAUCUGACCAAAGUUUGUCUUCUGUUGGCUUUGCUCGGCUUGAGUUUAAUGCCAUUUAGCCAAGCACAUCCGAAACGUGGUCGUAAACGCGCUUUUGGCGUGGGUCUUUUGGGUGGAGCUAUAGCUGGCGGCAUAAUAGGCAACGUUAUGGCCAAGUCCCACCAGGCGCCGGCUGCCGCUCCAGCGGUUCCUGUUGCCCAGGUGCAUCACUUCUAUCCGGCAGGUGCUCCCAUACCCGCAGCUCCCAUUGUUGUGGCGGCACCAGCACAUCCAGAUCCCAAGAAGAUGACUGUAAUUGAGACCGGCACUCCGGAUGCCAAUGGAUGUUACACGCAAACCGUUCGGGAACCCAACCCCAAUAAUCCCAAGUCCUAUACCGAGACGCAGCACCUGAUCUGUCCCACUCUGAAGCAGGCCAAUCAGCCGGCUCCUGUGAUUGCCAGUGCUCCAAGUGCUGCCCAUGUGCCUGUGAUGCCGCAGCCUUCGCCGGUGAUCCCUGCUCAUGUGGCCGGUCCGCCAGGUCCAGCUCCAGCUGCAGCUCCUGUUGCUGCUCCUGCUGCUGCUCCUGUUAUUCCUGUUGUCUGUUGGGUGGCUCCUGGGGUGCCUGUAGCUGCUCCUGCUCCCGUUCCAGCUGCAGUUGCUCCUGCUCCUGCUCCUGCUCCAGUCGCUCCUGUAGUUCCAGUGGCAAUUCCAGCUCCUGUCCCGGUUGUCCCUGCAGUUCAACCCAAUGCAGGACAACCACAGGUCAUCCUGCUCUCCAAGAAAACCGUUUACUAUCCCAAAAAGCGAUCUGCCGCGCCCACACUUAACAUUCCGCAGGGAGUUCUGGCCGUUCUAGUUAUCUUUUACACCUUACUUUUGUAAAUCAAAAGCAUGGUUUGAUAAACUAAUAGAUUUUAAUUACUUAUUUGUUCAAUUUUGUCCAGAGGUCCAUCUUGCUUAUUCUCUAUCAAUAUACAUAUAGAAUGAAAAAUAAAUCCCAAACAGA
Messenger RNA from Drosophila gunungcola (fruit fly), 1041 nucleotides. RefSeq lists its product as uncharacterized. The record is from RefSeq and is a predicted model, not a curated record. Lineage: Eukaryota; Metazoa; Arthropoda; Insecta; Diptera; Drosophilidae.